AUGGUUGAUAACUGCCCCAGUGGUAACUGUGGACUAUCAGCGGGAACUACCUAUUACGGUCCAAGACCAUUCAAGUCAGUCCAAGGACCUUCAUGGGCAUGGUUAAUGCGCGUUUUCAGACCAGCCCAUGGACUGCCCGAUGGAGACAUUGAUAGCUUUAAGUCGGAGAUCCGUGUAGAAUUAAAUCCUAUUGGUUCCCUGCGAGAAUUGUGCGUUGCCCGUCACUUUCCGAUUCCUAAAUAUACGUUUUAUGUUAAUAGCUUAAUGACACAUAAUCCAACGUUUAAUGUGGUGUGUUCCAUAUCUAUUUACGUCGCCUCAGGCACAGAUUCAACUAAAAAAGGAGCUAAAAAAAAAGCGGCUCAUGAAAUGUAUAAGCUAAUUGAAAGAUUGGCUUCAGAAGAUGUGCAUGAUACUAUUGACACUAAACGUGAAUAUAAAGAUGCAUCUCAUAACACUAUUUCUUUUUGUCAUGAAUCGGUGAAUUUUUUGAAGACCUUUUUUGGUUCAACUGGUGCACCCAAAACGCCACAUUCACAAACUAUAGAGAAAAACUCAAAUAAAUGCAAAUUGACAGCUGCUGAUACUUUGAAAAUAAUUUCAGAAAGAGAAAAUUUUACUUUAAGUUGUGUCGUGCCUUCUCAAAAUAGCGAUACAGUAGAGGUUUUGAUGCAGGCAAAUACUACUCCACUAAUUGUGAUUUCACAAUUAGGAAAAAAUGAAAACGAUGCUCAAGAAUCUGCUGCUUAUUAA
Messenger RNA from Acyrthosiphon pisum (pea aphid), 753 nucleotides. RefSeq names its product interferon-inducible double-stranded RNA-dependent protein kinase activator A-like. Gene Ontology annotation, biological process: regulation of regulatory ncRNA processing; siRNA processing. Gene Ontology annotation, cellular component: RISC complex; cytoplasm; RISC-loading complex. Lineage: Eukaryota; Metazoa; Arthropoda; Insecta; Hemiptera; Aphididae. Bases 1 to 753 code for a protein of 250 amino acids. The transcript has 5 exons. The record is from RefSeq and is a predicted model, not a curated record. Gene Ontology annotation, molecular function: double-stranded RNA binding; siRNA binding.